AUGGCUGAAGGUGCCUUCCUCGGCACCUGCGUUCAUUGCGCCGAGCUCCUGGCGAAUGUUCCGCUCUCGGUCCUCCUCAUUACCCUGGUAGCAACUCUCGCUGGACUGUCUGUCCUGUUCUACAUCACUCUCUACACCGUCGCCCCGGUCCCGCGGAAACCGUUCCCUGAAGAGAAGAAAUAUCGUACGCUCCUGAAGGAUGGAUCGAUCACGGAGCCGCUCGAGUUACCUUGCUGGCAAGAUGCCCUAGAUGCUCAGAGACGCCCCGGUCGGGUUCUCGACCACACCUCGAUGGAGGAAGCCGACUUGUUCAUGUCGUUGGUAGUACCCGCAUACAAUGAGGAAGAUCGCCUGGGAGGCAUGCUGGAAGAGGCAGUAGAUUACCUGGAAAAGGUCUAUGGCACGGUAACCAACUCGGCCAAUGGUGCUGAGUCCCCUACGGCGGAAAAAGCAAUGCGUCAACGGAAACAGGCUAAUGGACACACAAAUGGGUCUGCGGCUCAUCGUCCGGUACAUGACAACAAGGGCUGGGAAAUCAUCAUUGUCUCUGAUGGCUCCAAGGAUAAAACAGAAGAAAUAGCGUUCACGUUCGCCCGAGAUCAUCAACUCUCAAUGCACCCCAAGGGCUACGCCGGCCCUUGGACUCCGGGGACGCAUGAGGGUGUCCGCAUUCCCCCGGGCACUAUUCGGGUGGUGUGCCUGACAGAGAACAGGGGCAAAGGUGGAGCCGUCACCCACGGCAUGCGGCAUGUUCGCGGCCAGUACGUUGUAUUUGCGGAUGCCGACGGGGCCAGCAAAUUCGAGGAUCUAGGAAAGCUUGUCGCGGCCUGCCAGGAGACCGAAGACGUGAAAGGACGCGGAGUGGCCGUUGGAUCUCGGGCGCAUAUGGUUGGAAGUGAAGCUGUAGUCAAGCGCUCGAAACUACGCAACUUCCUCAUGCAUUCGUUUCAUUUGAUUCUGUGGUUGUUGACACCGUCCAAGACGGCCACUAUCAAGGAUACGCAAUGUGGAUUUAAACUGUUUUCCCGGGCGUCGCUGCCAUACAUUGUACCGUACAUGCACUCCGAGGGGUGGAUCUUCGACGUGGAGAUGCUUAUGCUCGCCGAAUUUGCCGACAUCCCCGUGGCCGAGGUGCCCGUUGGAUGGAGAGAGGUCAAGGGCAGCAAGCUGAAUGUACUCCGCGAUAGCAUCGGCAUGGCUUGGGGACUGGCUGUCCUACGAGCUGCAUGGUUACUUGGUGUUUAUCGGCGUACUUGA
Messenger RNA from Aspergillus niger, 1257 nucleotides. RefSeq lists its product as uncharacterized. The transcript has 3 exons. Gene Ontology annotation, cellular component: endoplasmic reticulum membrane. The coding region runs from base 1 to 1257 and encodes 418 amino acids. NCBI's taxonomy places the organism in Eukaryota, Fungi, Ascomycota, Eurotiomycetes, Eurotiales, Aspergillaceae. The record is from RefSeq and is a predicted model, not a curated record.